AAAGGACUCUGAACGACAAACUGCGCUUCACCUUGCCGUGAAAAAUGGCACAGGCUCUGGAUCGAUGGAAGCAAAAGAGUCCAUCAUCAGACAUUUGCUGCUUGCUGGAGCGGAUCCGAAUGCUCUGACUCCUCGACGGCAAACUCCGUUGCAUUUGGCGGCAGCAAAUGGCGGUGCAGAAUUGACAGAAGUGUUGUUGUCGAGCCAAGCUUCACCUGCAGCUGUAGAUGACGAGCAGAACACUCCGCUGCACACUGCCAUGAAAAACAGCAGGUUUUCCGUCGUCAAAGUCUUGAUCUUGGACGACCGAACGGAUGUUCAUGUCAGUAAGCGUUUGAUCGUGUGAUUUCCUAGAACGGAGGGUCGAUGUGUAAUGUUCGAAACGAACGCGCUUUUGGAAAAUUGGAGCCGAAUUUCAUGAUACUGUAUUGUAUUUCAGAAUUAAGCUGGGAUUUUUUCCUCAUUUCUUGUCGGAGUCUUCUUGAAUGCAUGAAAUAUGGAUC
Messenger RNA from Notodromas monacha, 503 nucleotides. The record is from the annotation of a GenBank genome assembly. NCBI's taxonomy places the organism in Eukaryota, Metazoa, Arthropoda, Ostracoda, Podocopida, Cyprididae.